Messenger RNA from Paramecium pentaurelia, 536 nucleotides. The record is from the annotation of a GenBank genome assembly. Lineage: Eukaryota; Ciliophora; Oligohymenophorea; Peniculida; Parameciidae.
AUGCCUCCAAAUGAAUUAAAUAAAAAAGAAAAAAAAAUUGAUAAAAUUGAUAACAAACAUAUUGAAAUUAUAGAUAAUCCUAAAAAUGAUUAAUUACAAGAUAAAUUAAAUAUCAUUUAGCCAUCCCAUACUACAAUCAAUCUCACUGAAAUAUCUAUGUAAAUUUUAAUAUUUAAAUUUAAGGAAAGUUCCAGAAAAAUUAGUAAAUUCUAAUGACAAAUUAGAAAUUGUUAAAUUGUAAUCUAAUUAAAAUAAAGGACUAUUUUCUCUUAUUUGGAAACAGAGAUCAGAUGGUAUUAAACCUUAUUGUGAUGAAUAUACCUAUGAAGAUUUUAAGACUUAAGCUCCCUUAUUUUUUAUACAAUUUUUUGAAACCUGUAUCUUUGAAUGUCAAAGUUAAAAUGAUAUUAAGUAAUUAUUCAAAUUAAUUUAGAUUUGAAAUACAAGGUUAAGAUAUUGCUGAAAGAAUUAAAGUCAUUAAAGAAAUCUUGGAAAAAAAUGAUUAGGAUAAAAACAUUUGUCAAAUCUAAAAAUGA